GCAUUAACAUCAGCGAGAUGCUCACGGAAUAUUGUCAUGGCAUCUUCUUCUUCGCCUUCCUCUGGCUAUAAGUCUGAACCAUUGCCUGCUUAAGGCCAUGCUUGGCGUUUUUGUGAAGAGUCACCAUCCAGGCCCUGGAUUGUUUUCUUCCUAAGUUGCGUCCAAGUAACGUCGACAUUUCAGACCAAACACCGUGUUUACAUGCCUGGCCAAGAUCUAGAAACAACGCGAGGAGCGAGAUGUGCCGAAGGCUCCUCCCCUGCAAGGCACCCCGCUAACCAGCCAGAGAAGACUCAGUCUACGUCACCAUACGAACGACCAGCUUCGACAUCUCACGAAAUGGCUUGUUUCUUAUUUUUGGCUCUCUAACAAUGUUCUUUGAAGGCGUGUAGACGGCCACAAAGCUCCUCCUGUGACUUAACGCUGAGUAAAACGAACGCGUCUGUUCCGUCCAAGCUGCGUCUGCACAGUCCUGAAAGUCGACAGGCUGAACUGACACUGUGGGGCGAGAUCUGGGCUCCUUUGAACCGAGGCGACGCGGAACACUUUCCCCAGCCAACAAAAGCACGUUUAAUUCAAACCUCUCUCUCUGUCUUGUCUCUGCAUGAGUUGCCCAAUUGCCCUGCCACAAUCCGUAUAUAUGUCCACAUAGUUUGAUUUUUGCAUAUCGUUAAGUUUUCACCAUGGCAUCCAACAAAUUAUCGGGCGAAGAGAUAGCAAAACACAACUCCACAGAGUCUUGCUGGGUAGUCAUUCAUGGCAAAGCUUAUGACGUGACUGACUUCCUGCCUGAACAUCCCGGUGGUCCCAAGAUAAUACUGAAGUAUGCAGGCAAAGAUGCGACAGAAGAGUACGAGCCGAUUCAUCCUCCGGACACGCUCGACAAAUAUCUAGACAAGAGCAAACACUUGGGACCGGUUGACAUGGGCACUGUGAAGAAGGAGGAGAAGGCUCGCGAUCCCGAUGAGGAGGCCCGGCAGAAGAGAAUAGAGACUAUGCCCGUUCUAGAGCAAUGUUAUAAUCUUAUGGAUUUUGAGGCCGUUGCGAAAAGAGUUAUGAAAAAGACCGCCUGGGCGUACUACUCGUCCGGGGCAGAUGAUGAAAUCACUAUGCGCGAGAACCACGCGGCAUUCCAAAAAAUUUGGUUCCGUCCCAGAAUCCUUGUCGACGUAGAAAAGAUAGACAUGUCUACAACGAUGCUUGGAACACACGUCUCGAUACCAUUCUACGUGACUGCCACUGCGCUCGGCAAGCUCGGCCAUCCAGAGGGCGAAGUCAUUCUCACGCGUGGUGCCCAUAAACACCGUGUCGUACAGAUGAUCCCUACUUUGGCAUCGUGCUCAUUUGACGAAAUAUGUGAUGCCGCACAGGACGCGCAGCCGCAGUGGCUACAGUUAUAUGUGAACAAGAAUAGAGAAAUCACCAAGAAAAUUGUGCAGCAUGCUGAGAAAAGGGGAAUCAAAGCUCUUUUCAUCACAGUUGAUGCACCGCAAUUGGGCAGACGAGAAAAGGACAUGCGUUCCAAGUUCGAUGACGUUGGAUCCAAUGUCCAAAAUAAAAGCGGCGAGAACGUCGACCGUUCACAAGGAGCUGCGCGAGCUAUCUCAAGUUUUAUUGACCCAAGUCUGAGCUGGAAGGAUAUUCCCUGGUUUCUCAGUAUAACGAAAAUGCCGAUCGUUCUGAAGGGCGUGCAAAGGCUCGAGGAUGUGCUAAAGGCGAUCGAAUAUGGCGUGCACGGUGUGGUAUUAAGCAAUCAUGGCGGGCGCCAGCUGGACACUGCUCCUAGCGGUAUUGAAAUCCUGGCUGAGGUCAUGCCAGAGCUCAGGCGGCUAGGCCUGCAAGACAAGAUUGAGGUUUUCGUAGAUGGUGGCGUGCGAAGAGCGACUGAUAUUAUCAAAGCCGUGUGCUUAGGAGCAAAGGGCGUCGGAAUUGGACGACCGUUCCUGUACGCCAUGAGUGCGUACGGUCUGCCUGGCGUGGAUCGCGCUAUGCAGCUUCUAAAGGACGAGAUGGAAAUGAAUAUGCGAUUGAUUGGCGCCGCAAGAAUCGAGGAUCUCAACCCUUCCAUGGUGGACGCGAGAGGCUUGAUCGGCCAUGGCCAUGUGCAAACUGUUCCAAGUGAUACACUUGGCUUGACUGUGUACGACCCGCUCAGCGGACCCAAGGAAAAUAUUUUGACACACAAAACGAGCCCCAGAGCGAAAUUGUGAAGCAUUGUAUAUGGCGUCUAGAGGUAAAGCGAAGAGUGCCAUACCUUUGGAUCGGCAUUGGCCUAUAGUUCCGACGAUGCGAAUGCCAAACACGAAGCGGGCAUUCACCGCUUAGCGUAAUGUCGAAGGGGUUGGCACAAAACAGAUAGUCUACUCUCUUGUUCUCCACAUAGGCAUGUCGAUAAUUGACAGGUUGUACAUCGCAAAAUGUGAUAACUAUGACAGAAGUCUUGUCACAAGACCAUGUACGGUCAUAAUCAAAGAAAAGCGACGAGGCGUAGCUCGGCAGUAAUAUGAACAGGAAUAUUUGCAGCGAAACUCCAAGUCUUAAGAUAUCUCUUGUCCCAAGUGCGCGAUAGGUCAGAGUACGUCUUGUUGUUUUGAAAGGGUUGUAUAAGUCUCAUGCCUACAGCUGCCAGUCUCCAAAGGCGAAGGGUGGCGCGGGUUGGCUUAAUUUAGCUGGGUCUUCGCAG
This is a messenger RNA of Verruconis gallopava, 2683 nucleotides long. RefSeq lists its product as uncharacterized. The transcript has 5 exons. Lineage: Eukaryota; Fungi; Ascomycota; Dothideomycetes; Venturiales; Sympoventuriaceae. The coding region runs from base 684 to 2210 and encodes 508 amino acids. Gene Ontology annotation, biological process: lactate metabolic process. Gene Ontology annotation, molecular function: L-lactate dehydrogenase (cytochrome) activity; heme binding. The record is from RefSeq and is a predicted model, not a curated record.